Ruditapes philippinarum (Manila clam) is the source of this 1274-nucleotide messenger RNA. RefSeq lists its product as uncharacterized. NCBI's taxonomy places the organism in Eukaryota, Metazoa, Mollusca, Bivalvia, Venerida, Veneridae. The transcript has 3 exons. The record is from RefSeq and is a predicted model, not a curated record. The coding region runs from base 119 to 814 and encodes 231 amino acids.
UGCAGGAUUACAAAGACAUAAUAAUGACCAAAAAUGUUUGCCUGUCAUCGCGUAUCUGUUCUGGGAUAGAAUCGAAAGUGAUGAUGUUGAUGUGCAAAAACAUUACAUUUAUAAGAUCAUGAACAAUACUCAUGAUGGUAGUAACAUCCGUGUAGACACGUUAAACCAUACGUCAAUACUGACUCUAAUAGAAGGUGUCAAAAAUAAAGAAAACAUGUUAAAAUGGACCAAGAUCAUCCACGAUUUUCCCAAAGGGACGGAUGAUGUAAUUUCAGCAACGAGUUUGAUCAAUUCUCUAUCAGUCUAUCAAAGUGGACACACAAAUGCUGCAACAGAGUUGUUUCUUGUGGUAAAUGAUGAAACAAAAGUGGAUGAUGAAGAAACACUAAUUGAAGGAAUAAAGACAAUGAAAACAUUUAUUGUUUAUUAUGGGACGCAAAGUCCGUCUAAAUUGUGGUAUUGUCUUGCCACAGAUAAAAACCACUUUCUAAACCUCAACAAUGGACUUGAUGCUGACAUAGAGUCGUUUUUUCGCUUAUCAUGUCAAGACUCAAACCUGACGUGCAACAACUACAUGUACUGGACCGGAAAUGAAUGUAAAACAUGUACACACAUCUGCUCUAGACAACCGUCUGAAGAUCCGCCAUUUUGUUGUCAAUCUUGUCCGUAUUUUCGCCAAACCAAGGAUGAAAGCAAGUGUAACGUAAAAUCCUCGGCGAUGUCUUGCAUGAGUAAGGGCCAUUUUGCUAUUGUCGUCGGUAUUAUUGGUUAUAUAAAUAAAGUGGCAGCAGUUUGGAACAAGACAGUAGUAUAAAUCGAGAGACGUGCUGCUUUAAUACUUUUAUCUAAUAUAUGCAAAUGCUUUUCAGAACAUAAUAACUAUUUUGUGUAAAUAUUUGUGUCUUUUUUGUGUCACCUCUACGGAGUAGUGGCGACAUACAGGGAUCACUUCUCCUGUCUGUCCAUCUGUCCGUCGGUCAAAUAACUUGUCCGGACUACUCCUCAUAAACCACUGGCGCAAUUUUAUCCAAACUUGACAAGAAUUAUCAGAACCAAGUCUAGUUGUGCAUAUCGUCAGCAUUUUCCGGUUCAAUAAAUUUUGUCGGAGUUAUGGCCCUUUAAUCUUCUUUUAUUUUUUAAAGUGUGUCCGGACUACUCCUCUUAUACCAUUGAAACGUUACAGGAUUGAUUGGUAGAUCAAGUAUUUGCGCAUAUUACAUGGGUUUUUCGCUUGAAUGUUUUUUGGCUGAGUUAUUGCCAUUGAAUAAGAAAUG